AUGUCUGAUGCCACAGGAUCAUACGGCAAAGGUGUUCUGCUAAAGGCAGACACAAUAGCGAACUAUUUUCGCGAUGAAAUAACUGCGGUCCUGUCUACGCGUCCGCGUGCAUCCAAGCUUGUCGGAAUCCUCGCGACCUCUGCAGUCUCUAGCAGGUUCUAUGCCGAGUUUACUCAAAAGCAGUGCAAUUCACUUGGCGUGAAUUUUGUGUUGAAAAAAACCGGGGCGGCAGCAGAUAUCUCAUUAAGUGAAGGAGAUGGAGUGGAGGAGGCGAUCAUCGAAGCAAACGAGGAUCCGAGCGUGGACGGGAUCAUGGUAUACUAUCCGAUUUUUGGCGGUCAACAGGACCAUUAUCUGCAGCAGGUUGUUUCGCCCUUCAAGGAUGUCGAAGGAUUGCACUUCAAGUUUCAUUACAAUUUGUAUCACAACAUUCGAUUCCUAGACCCCAAGACUCUUUUGUCUUCAGUUCCUUCUACGACAGCACCCGCACCGGCAGUCGAAGAUCAACCACCCCCGGGCACCGUGAAGUCCAUUCUUCCAUGUACGCCGCUCGCGGUGGUCAAAUGCCUCGAGCACAUUGGCAUAUACAACAAGCUGCUUCCCUAUGGCGAUGGUGCGUAUGGAAAGACCAUCUCCGUCAUUAAUCGAUCUGAGGUAGUUGGGCGGCCGUUGGCUGCACUCCUCGCAAACGAUGGUGCACGCGUCUUCUCCGUUGACAUAGAUUCUAUACAGGAAUACACCAAACGUCCCCGCGAAAAUACAGACGUCAAGCGGCGCUACUUUCCACGGCAUGUUGUACGUCCCAGCACGCAUACACUCCAAGAAUGUCUUGCGCUCUCCGAUGUCGUUGUUUCUGCUGUGCCGAGUGCUGAAUACAAAGUCAAGACUGAGUGGCUCAAGGAUGGCUGCGUGUGCGUGAACAUUGCGGCAGACAAAAAUUUCGGAGCGGAUGUGCGUGAUAAAGUGAGUGGAUCAGCUCGCUUCAAGCAGCAUUAG
Molecule: messenger RNA, 996 nt
Organism: Fibroporia radiculosa
Lineage: Eukaryota; Fungi; Basidiomycota; Agaricomycetes; Polyporales; Fibroporiaceae
Exons: 7
Coding region: 1-996 (331 amino acids)
Biological process (GO): purine nucleobase biosynthetic process
Cellular component (GO): cytosol
Molecular function (GO): methylenetetrahydrofolate dehydrogenase (NADP+) activity; methylenetetrahydrofolate dehydrogenase (NAD+) activity
Source: RefSeq, a predicted model, not a curated record